GGUUACGGAAAACAUGGAUUGCGGGACGGUAUUACAUGUUUUAAGAGAGGAGUUCAGGUUAAUGAAAUUUGGAUUCGGUAAUGUAGAUGAUAGCAGAUUUUAUAUGUUUCAGUUCCGAUCACCACCGAUUGUGUACAUAUUGUAUCGUUUAUUUCUUACACUUUAUACUAUGUCAUGGCUAAUAGUCACCAGAAAUGGUAGUAUUGAUGGAGGGAAAUUAGGUUGGGGCGUCUUUUUAACUAACUGGACCUACAUCGUUCUCACUAUCUACCUGACCACACAUUUAGUAGCGGCAGUGGUGUACCAUAUUUACAAAUGGCGACAGGGAGGCUCGAUUUUCAGAAGAACGGAGGAAGACGUCCAUAAUGAUUACUUCAGAGACGACGACGAUAUGAGUAUGCAAGAAUCGCCAAAAGUGCACUUUUAUAUCGCCCGAAUUGUUGUAUGGGUAAUAUAUAAUGCCGUUUCAACAGGGGCUCUCGUGGUCACCAUCAUAUUCUGGACAAGUAUUUAUCCCACCAUGCCAGGUGGUCCUAUAGGAAAUUAUAAUCUCCAACUUCAUAUCCUUAAUUCUCUUAUAAUAUUUAUAGAACAUUUUGUCACGGCAGUGCCUUUUCGAAUCCUUCAUUUUAUUUAUCCGUUUGUGUAUUUAUUACUAUAUACUAUAUUCAGUGCGAUUUAUUGGGCUGGCGACCACAGCCGGGUGAUCUAUGAUAUUCUUGACUGGAAUAAACCAGGCCCGACAACGGGUGUGGUUUUGCUUAUAGGAUUAAUUGUUGUUCCCUUAUUACACUUUUUAUUUUAUUUAAUUUAUAAACUUCGGGUCUUCGCUUACAAAAGAUUAGCUGCGUUAUAGUUGAAGACUGUGCAAACAAAUUUUAAAUGAAUUUAAUUUAGGCUAUAGUUUAUGGAAAAACGGUUCUAUACGAGAACCAAACUUAAAAUAUAGUCUUUUGUAAACGAGGUUUUAGCUUUUGCAUUGUUAGUACAUGUGUGUCCUUGCUAUUUAUACCCUUUGAGAUUGUUUCCCAUAAUAUAUCUUGUUAAUUUUUGUUUUAAUUUCAAUUUUUUUUUUUAAUUCGAAUUUUAUUUUUUUUAUUUUUGUGUGUGUGUGUUUUUUGAAUUAAAAAAACUAUUUUUAUUAAGUAUUCUCAUGAUGUAUAUUGAAAAUAAUGCUCAUGAUGUUAUUCCAGACUUAUUGUUGUAAUUGUUUUCGAAUGCCCCGGGCAUCCAUUUCAGGGAAGCGUCCACUGAUAGAGUGAAAUUCAAAUUAAGUUUUGUAAAAUUUGAAAGUAUUGGUUUACAAGCCGUCCUACUUUUAAUAUGUUUUUACAUAAGUCUUUGAGACAUACAACUCAUGGCAAUUACACUUAAAUUCGUUUAUAUAUUUUAUUUUCUUGCUGAUAAUUAUCUUUUACAGCACGACACUAUUCCAUUUCAAAAUGAAAUAAAAUGUCAACCUUUACAUGCCCAUAUAUAAGUCUUUGUAUUGUUUAUUGGUUGCUACCAACAGCGGACAAAGAAAUACAUUCUAGAUUUUAGAUCUUCUAUAUAUUUAUUAUCUAAAGUCUACACCAUUGCACACGAGACAUUAAUAUUGAAUUCUUAGCGAGCUUUCCUGGGCGUUUCUCUUUCCUUUAUUUGAGUAACACAUGAAUAGUUUUGAUGGAGGCAUAUAAGACAAUAACAAGACAUAAGAGAACAGAGAUUUCUCAAUUAUAUUGUAAUAUUUAGCAUACUAUAAGAGUCUUAUGUAAUACAGACUUUGAAGUUUGAAACUCAGAA
Messenger RNA from Patella vulgata (common limpet), 1785 nucleotides. RefSeq names its product protein rolling stone. The transcript has 2 exons. NCBI's taxonomy places the organism in Eukaryota, Metazoa, Mollusca, Gastropoda, Patellidae. The record is from RefSeq and is a predicted model, not a curated record. Gene Ontology annotation, cellular component: membrane. Bases 14 to 856 code for a protein of 280 amino acids.